Molecule: messenger RNA, 3337 nt
Organism: Aspergillus calidoustus
Lineage: Eukaryota; Fungi; Ascomycota; Eurotiomycetes; Eurotiales; Aspergillaceae
Source: the annotation of a GenBank genome assembly
AGAGGCAGAGUCGAGUCGCUUCACGAACAACCAUGGAAGAAACAUACAGCACGUGCCCAUCCCUGUUCAAUUCUGAUCUAUUCUCUGGUAAUUGAGCGGCACGAGCUAGGGCUACGUAUAUCCUUCUCCUCAGGCAGACUAGCCAUGCAGGACAAAGUUUUGUGCUCCCAUUUAAGGCCUGUUCAGCGUACUGGUAUAGUACACACAGAAGAGUAAAGGUUUCGCCAACGGCGUGUGUUGCACACUCUGUGCAAGGCAGGCUGCACGUUGCCCAGUGCGACCAAGUCGGGCCCAUCGCUCCUUCCUUCUCUAAACAGUGUCGCACCUUCCUAGAUAGCGACCAAUGCCAGGUCCACGAGCCAGGUGCGGCCAAUGCUGAUAGCUACCUGGUACCUUCCCAUCCUGGCGCAGACUCUAAUGCCUGGCCAUAUACAGCGGAUCUCUCGUCAUGUUGCUCACAAUCUGAGCCCUAACGGUACUAGGUGCCUCACUGAAGAAUCUCUCUUAUAGAGCACCUAUAGCGUGGCGACGCCACGCCCUGCGUCUCAUCGGUUGCGCAUCACCGACACCACAAGUACUCUACUAUUUGGACAGGAAACACCAUAGGAAUAGAGCACGGGUCGUAAAGAAUGCUAGAUGGCAAGCGCUGUCUACUACGCAGUCUACACAAGUGAACGGUAUAGUGAUCGCUCUCCUACUACGCCACCAGAUCCGAGACUUCGAGACGUCCGCACAUCGCUCCGAGGUGACAUGGGUAUGGGACCGACAACUAUGACCCAAGCAUUAUUUUGUGAUGCUCUUUGUGCUGGCUGGUAUGUUCAUCGCCAUCUGAUGACUCUGAGCAUUGAGUAUCCGUUGUCGUUGAUGGAGACAGGGGUACGCAGCCCGGAUGUAUGUACUCCCUUUUCGACGCCAACUAUUGUUCGAUAUUGUGGGUCCUAGCUCGAUGGAUUUGACAGCUUCGUUGAUCCCUUCCCCAGCGGCCGGCCCGGUGCAUAGAAUACGGGUUGCCGAGUUGAAGUGGCUGUGCUCAACACAGCGUGUAAACGGCGGUGGUCGAGGCAAUUUAUAAUCCGUUUUAAAAGUCUCCGAGGUCCUCGAAGCCUGUAAGCAAAGCAGGCGCCCGGCACCGAAAUGAGCUCCAAAAAAAGAUGCCGAACACCCGGACGGGAUCCGCCUGCGGGCCUGCGACUCGGGAUGGACCCAGCUCGGAACCCACAAAUUAUCGGCUUGCGGCUGCAGAUUCGCCAUUGCAGUCUUAGCAUCUGCGGAACCAGGUGUUGGAAAAGUCUUGUUUCAAGUUUGCACCUUUGGGCGCGGAAUUCCCCCGCUGAUAAGAUAGACACAGGUGCACUUUGUGGGUUCAGGGUUGUGUUGCUGCUGGGUCGCGAUGGCGAAUCCGACCCACAGGGCCACAGAGAAAGGGAAAAUUCAGACCCGCUCCACGGCGCACGCUCGAGCUGCCUAUUUAGCUGUUUCAAUUCCCAAUGGCGCCUGAAGCUGCGACUCUACGUCAGUGCGCGCUUCCCGCGAAGGACCUCACAUCCCACCCGAAGGAUGUCUCCCGAAAAGACCGGAGAUGACAGCUCCGGCUUCGAUGCCGAGUCGGGCCUUGUUCCGAUUCCCGAGGGACACGAGGAUGUUGAGCUCGAGCUCGAGCGGAUCAAUACGUUUCGGCUUCAGCAGCAGGAGACCAUCGGGUCGAUGCGCAGCCGCGUACCGCGCGAGCAGUGGUUGCCCCUUGGUGCUGGGAAACCGCAUCCGCCUGAAUUACCUGAUGUUGAGGGGUAUAUCGUCGAGUUCGAGGGGUCAGAUGAUCCCAUGCAUCCGCAGAAUUGGCCCAUGAAGAGGCGGGUGAUUCUGGGAAGUAUACUCACCUUCGCUGCACUGGUAGCCGCCUACGCCAGCGCCGUCUUCGGCACCGCCACUCCCGGCGUGAUGAGCGAAUUUGGAUUCGGCAAGGAGGUCGCAGCUCUCGGGACGACCCUAUACGUCCUCGGAUUCUCUGCCGGACCGACCAUCUGGGCGCCUCUAUCAGAACUCAUCGGGCGUCGAUGGCCGCUAUUGAUCGGGACCCUCGGGUUCGAUAUUUUCAUCCUGGCCACUGCUACAGCAAAGGAUACGCAGACGCUUAUGAUCACACGGUUCUUCUCGGGUCUGUUCGCUGCAAGUUUGAUUGCUUUGGUCCCGGCUAGUCUUUCCGAUAUCUUCAACAGCAGCCACCGUGGUAUUGCAAUUGCGGUGUAUACCAUGUCCGUCUUCCUAGGCCCGUACACUGCUCCAUUCAUUGGUGGAUUCACAGCAGAGAGCUACCUUGGCUGGAGAUGGACAUUCUAUAUGCCCGCGAUAGUCGGCUUCUUCGCACUCGCUCUGCUUCUAGUAUUCGCGCAGGAAACUUAUGCUCCCGUCAUUCUCGUGCAGAAAGCCGCCAUCCUUCGCCGCCAGACGCGCAACUGGGGUAUACAUGCUCGCCAGGAAGAACUCGAAAUCGACGUUCGCGAACUCAUCACGAAGAACUUUGCUCGUCCGUUCCGAAUCCUCUUUACCGAGCCCAUUGCGUUCCUUAUUACUCUAUACAUGUCGUUUAUCUACGGGCUGUGCUAUGCAAUGCUGCAGGCGUACCCACUUGUCUUCCAGGGCGUGCACGGGAUGGGACUAGGUCCAAGCGGGUUACCAUUUAUUGGAUUGAUCAUUGGCGAAGUUGCGGGUGCAGUCUUUGUCCUCUCGUUCUACGGCUCGUAUACGAGGAAGCUGGCCGCGAAUAACAACGUCCCGGUUCCGGAGUGGCGCCUGCCGCCGUGUAUUGCUGGCGGAAUCGCUUUUGCUGGAGGGCUAUUCUGGUUUGGCUGGACCGGCUAUACCUCCUCGAUCCACUGGAUGGCGCCCACAGCCUCCGGCGUGAUGGUCGGCUUCGGCCUGACAUCGAUCUUCAUGCAGGGCUUCAACUACCUCCUCGACUCGUAUCUAAAUUUUGCUGCCUCCGCCUUCGCCGCAAACACCAUGAUGCGCUCCAUGGUCGGCGCCUGCUUCCCGCUGUUCACUCGUCAAAUGUUCAAUAAUCUCGGGAUUCAGUGGGCGGGAACGCUUCUAGGCUGUAUUGCAGCUGUCAUGGUGCCUAUUCCCCUGCUGUUUCUGGUGUAUGGGCCGCGGCUGAGGUCAAUGAGUCGGUUGGCGCCGUAUGCGGAUAAGCAGGCGUGAUUCUAGACGUAGAAUUGAGGAUUGGGAAUGAGGGAAGUCGUAAAACUAUAUAUAGAAGGGCAGGAAUAAUAAACACUUAUCCGUGUCAUGGCUAAGCAUUUCCCCGCGAAUGAUUUACCCGGUUUACCCCAAGACCCCA